GCGUGGGUGGGCAACGUCAUUUCCGGAGAGUGACGGAGCGGCGGGUCAGAGGCGGCGGCAAAAUGGCGGCGCCUGAGGAACGGGAGCUGACGGCGGAACAGACCGAGAAGCUGCUGCAGUUCCAGGACUUGACUGGCAUAGAGUCCAUGGACCAAUGUCGCCACACACUGGAGCAGCACAACUGGAACAUAGAGGCAGCUGUGCAGGAUCGCCUGAACGAGCAAGAGGGUGUCCCAAGUGUCUUUAAUCCUCCUCCACUGCGGCCCUUGCAGGUCAAUACAGCUGACCACAGGAUCUACAGCUACGUUGUCUCAAGGCCACAGCCAAGGGGCCUGUUAGGAUGGGGUUACUACUUCAUAAUGCUUCCAUUCCGAUUUACCUAUUACACGUUACUUGAUAUAUUUAGGUUUGCUCUGCGUUUUAUACGCCCUGAUCCUCGUAGUCGGGUCACCGACCCAGUGGGUGACAUUAUUUCGUUUAUUCAUAUGUUUGAGGAAAAAUAUGGGAGGAUACACCCUGUCUUCUACCAGGGAACUUACAGCCAGGCACUGAACGAUGCCAAGCGGGAGCUGCGCUUCCUGUUGGUUUAUCUUCAUGGAGAUGACCACCAAGACACAGAUGAGUUCUGCCGCAAUACACUGUGUGCACCUGAGGUCAUCACCCUCAUCAACACUAGAAUGCUCUUCUGGGCUUGCUCAACCAAUAAACCAGAGGGAUACAGAGUGUCCCAGGCUCUGCGGGAGAACACGUACCCUUUCCUGGCCGUGAUCAUGCUCAAGGACCGCAGGAUGACCGUGGUUGGGCGGCUGGAAGGCCUCAUCCAGGCUGAUGACCUCAUCAAUCAGCUCAUGUUCAUCAUGGAUGCCAACCAGACAUACCUGGUGUCCGAGCGCCUGGAAAGGGAAGAGAGGAACCAAACCCAAGUCCUGAGGCAGCAGCAGGAUGAGGCAUAUCUGGCAUCCUUGCGUGCGGACCAGGAAAAGGAACGCAAGAAGAAGGAGGAAAGGGAGAGGAAGAAGAAGAAGGAGGAGGAAGUGCAGCAGCAAAAACUGGCAGAGGAGAGGCGGCGGCAGACACUGCAGGAGGAGAAGGAGCGGAAGUCGGAAUGCCUUCCUCCAGAACCGCAUCCCGACGACCCGGAGAGUGUCAAGAUCAUUUUCAAGCUGCCUAACGAUUCCAGAGUGGAGCGGAGAUUCCACUUCACACAGUCAUUGACGGUGAUCCACGACUUCCUGUUCUCCUUGAAAGAAAGCCCUGAGAAGUUCCAGAUUGAGGCCAACUUCCCUCGCCGUGUCCUGCCCUGCCUCCCUACAGAGGAGUGGCCCAACCCCCCCACGCUGCAGGAGGCCGGACUCAGCCACACGGAAGUCCUCUUUGUGCAGGACCUCACGGACGAUUGACACUUCUUUUUGGUUUUGUUUUUGUUUGUUUUGUUGUUUCGUUUUUGGUUUUUGUUUUGGUUUUUUUUUUUUUUCCAGAAGACACAAAAUGGAAAGAGAAAUUCAUAUUAUUAUUAUAAUACAAUAUUUUUUUUAAAAGACUGUGUACAAACGAGGGAUCAGAGACCACAUGGCCUGUGCCAGCUGUGCUGCGUGUGUGCGCUGGCGAGAGGACGCGUGCGCACGGCCAUCCCCUGCACCGGGGGGGCAGCACAGGGGCGAGCUGCUGUUGCCCCUCUGCCCUCCCUGGGGAGGAACAGGAAUGGCAGCUCUUGGUAAUUAUUGCUUUUAUUGAUGACAAUAAUAAUAAAACCCCAGCAACCCAACAUCUCGUGAAGAUUUGAUACUCUGCCGCUCCUGAGAGACACAAGACCGAGCACCGGAAUGUGCUGGGAGUAGGGUGGGGGGGGAAAGGGCUGGACAUACUUUCUUCAGCUUCCCUCUGUGUAUAAAUACUGUUCUUUUAAUAUUUCUCUUGCUUUGUAAUGACCAAAGGAGAUUGGGGUUGAUUAUAGUAUUAACUUUUUGAUAAAGAGCUGGUUCGAUUCUUACCCAUGUGGGGUCUUGCCCAGGGUUCUUAGCCUGCAUAGUGUAAUAAACUCUGCCUCUAGCAUGUCUGUGCUGAUGCUUUC
Messenger RNA from Cinclus cinclus, 2071 nucleotides. It is a transcript of the gene FAF2, whose product is annotated as Fas associated factor family member 2. Lineage: Eukaryota; Metazoa; Chordata; Aves; Passeriformes; Cinclidae. The coding region runs from base 63 to 1400 and encodes 445 amino acids. Gene Ontology annotation, molecular function: ubiquitin binding. Gene Ontology annotation, cellular component: endoplasmic reticulum. The transcript has 11 exons. The record is from RefSeq and is a predicted model, not a curated record.